Molecule: messenger RNA, 1216 nt
Organism: Solanum dulcamara
Lineage: Eukaryota; Viridiplantae; Streptophyta; Magnoliopsida; Solanales; Solanaceae
Product: glucan endo-1,3-beta-glucosidase A-like
Exons: 2
Coding region: 59-1072 (337 amino acids)
Biological process (GO): carbohydrate metabolic process
Cellular component (GO): plasma membrane
Molecular function (GO): hydrolase activity, hydrolyzing O-glycosyl compounds
Source: RefSeq, a predicted model, not a curated record
UCCUUAACACAUAAUUUCACCUCAAGUAUUUCUUACUCUUCUCACUUCCAAUUUUGCUAUGGCUUUUCUAAGUUCUCUUGCAGCUUCCCUUUUAUUUGUUGGGAUGUUAAUCCAAAUGACAGGAGCGCAGCCUAUUGGAGUAUGCUAUGGAAAAAUUGCCAAUAAUUUACCAUCAGAUCAAGAUGCCAUAAACCUAUACAAAGCUAAUGGCAUUAAAAAAAUGAGAAUUUACUAUCCAGAUGCAAAUGUCUUCAAAGCUCUCAAAGGAAGUAACAUUGAAAUAAUUCUUGAUGUCCCAAAUCAAGAUCUUGAAGCCCUAACCAAUCCUACAAAUGCCAAUGGUUGGGUUCAAGAUAAUAUAAGAAGUAAUUUUCCAGAUGUUAAAUUCAAAUAUAUAGCCGUUGGAAAUGAAGUUGAUCCCGGUAGUCAAAAUACCCGUCAAUAUACACGAUUUGUUCGUCCAGCAAUGGAAAAUAUUUACAACGCAUUAUCAGCAGCAGGAUUGCAAAAUCAAAUCAAGGUCUCAAUUGCGACAUAUUCAGGGCUCUUAACAAACACCUACCCACCUAGAGAUAGUAUUUUUCGCGAAGGAAACAAAAACUUUAUUAAUCCCAUUAUCGGAUUUCUAGCACAACAUAACCUUCCACUCUUAGUCAAUAUUUACCCUUAUUUUAGCCAUGUUUAUGACAAUAUCCCGCUUCCUUAUGCACUUUUCAAUCAACGAGGGACAAACUCAGUAGGAUAUCAAAAUCUUUUUGAUGCCCUUGUGGAUUCAAUGUAUUAUGCUACGGAGAAACUUGGAGGACAAAAUAUUGAGAUUAUUGUAUCGGAAAGUGGAUGGCCUUCGGAGGGACACCCUUCAGCAACUAUGGAAAAUGCGCGAACUUAUUAUAUAAAUUUGAUUAAUCAUGUAAAAGGAGGGGCUGGAACACCCAAGAAACCUGGAAGGACCAUAGAAACUUAUUUGUUCGCCAUGUUUGAUGAAAAUAAUAAAAAUGGAGAAAUAAGUGAGAAACAUUUUGGCCUCUUUUAUUCUGAUAAGAGGCCAAAGUAUCAACUCAAGUUCAAUUAAUGAUUGCAUUUCUAAUUCAUACUAUAUAGUUAUUAUAUGAAUAAUAAGGAGAAAUUUGUGUGUCAUUCUCCUCAAUUAAUGAUAGCAUAUCUAAUUACUAUGUAGUAAGAAAAUGUAUCACACCUUGUGUUUUAAUUUCCUUGA